GAGCACAUAGGAACUGAGUCACUGGUUUGCGGGGGAAACCCCAGGCCACUGACCAAUCAGCACCCGAUCCAUGCAAUUGACCGCACAUAAAAAGGGAGACUCCUGGACCCAACAGGCAACGCCAGCUCCCAAAAGCCACCGGCAGAAGGGAUAGAUCGGAGGCUAUGAAGAUGGAGAGCUCUUUCUGGGGAGUCCUGCUCUUGGUUGGGGCAGCUGCCGCAACCACCGUCUUGCCUCCUGCGAAGGAACCGUUGAGCUACGAGGAUGCUGCGGCGCUCGCUGUCGACCUGUACAACCAAAAAGCAGAUGAAGAAUUCACCUAUCGGCUUCUGAAAGCCGCCCCUCAGCCAAACUGGGUAAGACCACCUGCGAUUUCUGCAAUCUGGUGUCCCGGAGGACAUGUUUCGGGCUGCAGCUGUGCUUUCCAGGACCAAAACAUCUGGGGGCACCAUGUUGGGGAUGGUUGGCAUGCGCCGUCAAUGUGCAUGGCACGUUCUGGGGUUUUAUAAACCAGAAGGCAGGUUUGAGAUGCUGUGGACGCACUAUAUCUUUAAAGUACAUUGACUUCCCACCAAAGCAUUCUGGGAACAGUGGUUUGUUAAGGGUGCUGGGCGUUGUCACUCUGGGAGAAGUAAGCUACAGUUCCCAGGAUUCUAUGUGGGGAGGUCAUGUGUUUUGACUGCAUGGUGUAUAUUUAGCCUAAGGCCACCUGUGCAUCUGUUUCCACCCUCCCUCUGGGAGGAAGGAAGGAAGGAAGGAAGGAAGGAAGGAAGGAAGGAAGGAAGGAAGCUGCUCAAUGUAUCUGACUCCCAUAUUCUGGUACUGCAUCCCGCACAGAAACCCAAAAGAAAAGGAUGCACUUUCCAGGUGAAAAUAUAGGCCUUUAUUGAAAGACAAAUGCCUAGGGAUAGUCUCAGAAAUAAGGAGAAGGCUGCAAAGAACAAACAUGCGAAGCAAUGUUUUUUAUACACUUCCAGAUUACAGCGGAACCUUGGUUUUUGAGCGUCUCAGAAGCCGAAUAAUUCGGAACCCAAACGCCAAAAACCUGGAAAAAACCUGCUUCUGUUUUCGAACCUGCCUCAAAAGUCUAAUGGCUUCCAAGGCUCAUUUUUCAUUUCCCCCCCACUGAUAUUGCAGACAGACCAUUGAUCCUCGGUUUUCGAACGUUUCAGAAGUAGAAGGGUCUUCCAGAACGGAUUACGUUCGAAAUCUAAGGUUCCACUGCAUACAUUUCUAUUCACCAAUCGAAGGAUCACUGCAAUCUUAGCGGUUGCGACCCAAUGUCAUUAUCCUGAACUAAUCAGAAUCACUUAACUCUUCAGAUCAGCCCUUAUCAUAAUAUCAUGUGAUUACUGUUAUAAGAAAAAACGGUUCCUUUUCCCUUAUGGGGUACCCAAGAGACCGUAUAGAGUCCUUAUCUAGGUUCUCCAUUGGUAGGAGAAAAUAACAGAGGCAAACCAGAGAAUAUUGAGAAGCAAAGCAGCUAGUAAGCUUGAUCUUUAUUGAUCUGUUGCAACAGGGUCCUCACUGACCACACGCAGGAGGGAGGAGGAACUCAGAAAAUUCGUGUGCAAGCUCUUAUAUAGACUUUUGAAAUUGCCUACCCUGUAGCUCAAGACCACCCCUCAAAACAUCAUACAUACAUCACAGAAGAGGCGGUCUACAGCAGAAUCCUGUCUGGCAGGAAACCUGUUAAUGGGUUUACCUGGGCAGCCUGGCCAUUCUUUUGUGAUGAUAAAUACUUAAUUCCUGAGUCCAGGUCACAGGCUCAUCCUAAAGGUAAAGGGACCCCUGACCAUUAGGCCCAGUCAUGAAUGACUCUGGGGUUGCAGUGCUCAUCUUACUUUACUGGCCGAGGGAGCCGGCAUACAGCUUCCGGGUCAUGUGGCCAGCAUGACUAAGCCGCUUCUGGCGAACCAGAGCAGCGCAUGGAAAUGCCAUUUACCUUCCCGUCGGAAUGGUACCUACUGAUCUACUUGCACUUUGACGUGCUUUCGAACUGCUAGGUUGGCAGGAGCAGGGACCGAGCAACGGGAGCUCAUCCCGUCGUGGGGAUUCAAACUGCUGACCUUCUGAUUGGCAAGCCCAAGAGGCUCAGUGGUUUAGACCACAGCACCACCCGCUUACCACAGGCUCACCCUAUUCAUACCCAAAUGUGCCCUUAAGGCAGGAUUUGUGAGCUCAGAGACAAUGGGGAAGCUUUUCCCAUUUCCAUCCAAAGUGCAGCGGAAUAUUUGAGGUCACUGAAAGAGUCAAAAUGGCUUUAGGACUGUUUUCCUGUACUGUUUUCAGACAUGUGGUUUCUAUAUUUAUGUAUAUGUAUGCCUGGUACAUUUAUGAACAUUUAUUUUAAAUCGUAGACCUUACAAUUCUCAUAACACGCCUGCCUGAAAUCUUUGCGCGAUUGAUGCAAAUCAGGACAGCAGGUUCGGCGAUAUCAAUCGCGCUCCCCAUUAGUCGCAGGUGAGGUUUUUGCACUAUCAGCUCUGAUUUGGUUGCUCUUGUUUGCCUCAGGAUGCGAGUUCCGAUAGCGCCCAAGAGCUGAAUUUCACAAUCCAAGAAACUGAGUGCCUGGCAGAGGAGGAACGCCCCGUGAAGGAAUGCAGCUUCAGAGACGGAGGGGUAAGGCCGGGCGAAGUGGGGGUGAGGAAUCUGUUUCAGCCCACGGUUUGCAUCUGCACAUGGGCUGCUUUCUCGAGGUCACGUCCAGCAGGGUGUUCUCACAGCGGCUAUUAUGGGAUGCCCAUAAGCACAACCUGAACAUCGCAGCACCCUACCUUUCCGAAAUUCCCAGCAACUGGUAUUUUGAGGUAUAAUCCCACAGGGUUUUCUCAAGCAUCAAGACAGAGAUGCAGAGGCGUGGACUGAUCAGAAAUCAUAUCAAAAUGGCUUAAACCCAGUCAACACAAUGCUUUCAUAGAAUCAUAGAAUCAUAGAGUUGGAAGAGACCACAAGGGCCAUCGAGUCCAACCCCCUGCCAAGCAGGAAAGACCAUCAGAGCACUCCUGACAUAUGGUUGCCAAGCCUCUGCUUAAAGACCUCCAAAGAAGGAGACUCCACCACACUCCUUGGCAGCAAAUUCCACUGUCAAACAGCUCUUACUGUCAGGAAGUUCUUCCUAAUGUUUAGGUGGAAUCUUCUUUCUUGUAGUUUGGAUCCAUUGCUCCGUGUCCGCUUCUCUGGAGCAGCAGAAAACAACCUUUCUCCCUCCUCUAUGUGACAUCCUUUUAUAUAUUUGAACAUGGCUAUCAUAUCACCCCUUAACCUCCUCUUCUCCAGGCUAAACAUGCCCAGCUCCCUUAGCCGUUCCUCAUAAGGCAUCGUUUCCAGGCCUUUGACCAUUUUGGUUGCCCUCCUCUGGACACGUUCCAGUUUGUCAGUGUCCUCCUUGAACUGUGGUGCCCAGAACUGGACACAGUACUCCAGGUGAGGUCUGACCAGAGCAGAAUACAGUGGCACUAUUACUUCCCUUGAUCUAGAUGCUAUACUCCUAUUGAUGCAGCCCAGAAUUGCAUUGGCUUUUUUAGCUGCCGCGUCACACUGUUGGCUCAUGUCAAGUUUGUGGUCAACCAAGACUCCUAGAUCCUUUUCACAUGUGUCAUAGCUGGCACAAAUGGCUUGUUCCUUAUUUUUUUAUAAUUCCUCAUAGCAAUCCCACCUGAUCACUACAGCUCUGAACCUCCCAACACGCAGCUGCAUUUGAUGGCCUCUCUCUGUAAAGACUGAAAUGAAAAAGGACAUUAAGAAACUUUUCCUUGUCUUUAUACUGUACUUUCCUGGGCAACCAGCUGGGAGCUGCUGACAGCAUCCUGACACCAGCGUAGUCAUCAUUAGUCUUGUGCCAAUGUGUGGACGUACCCAGACUUGCACUGCGCACAUGUGCCACACUCACAGAUGCCACAACAAAUGUACACAUUCAGCCCAUGGACUUACCAUGCUUGCCGUCAUGUCAGUACGAAGUCACAUCUGAAGGGAGGGCCUUCUCAGUAGUGGCGCCCGCCCUGUGGAAUGCCCCCCUUUCAGAUGUGAAGGAAAUAAGUAGCUAUCUUAUCUUUAAAAGACAUCUGAAGGCAGCCCUGUUUAGGGAAGUUUUUAAUAUUUAAUGCUGUAUUGUUUUUAACACUUGAUUGGGAGCUGCCCAGAGUGGCUGGGGAAACUCAGCCAGAUGGGCGGGGUAUAAAUAAUAAAUUAUUAUUAUUAUUAAAUUAUUAUUACACACUCCUAUACUUCCUGCUCUCUCUCUCUCUCUCUCUCACACACACACACACACAGAGCACACUGGUAGGUCCCUGGGCGCCCCUGGGCACCACGUUGGUGAACCCUGUGCCAGGGUUCAAACCAGGGGCUAACUGCAUGCAAAGCUCAACCCCCAAAGAGGGAGGCUUCUCCUAGCACCAACCUUGGUUUUACCCCCCAUUUCCUCCCUUUGCAGGUGGUCAAGGAAUGCUCCGGUUUUUACUUCCUGGCUGAGAAUCCACCUGUGGCCAUUGUCACCUGUGAAGCCGUAGAGGACGAGGUAAGACAGUAUUUCGGGGCACCUUCUGAGGUGGAAGGGGUUGACGUCGUCAUGUCCUUUUAACCAAUUUGUCAUGUGUGAAAGGAAUUCCCCAUGGAUCUCACCAAAUUCCCAAACGGUCAGACACGGGAUUCGAACGCACAACCCUGAGAUUAAGAGUCUCGUGCUCUAUCAGUUGAGCUACCCCAGCUCAGCUUCAUCGUUGCUGAGUUCAUCAGAUAGACUGAAAGGGAACAAAGGCUGCAUUACCUAGUUCCUUGCAAGGUGAGGGGAAAUGGACAUAGCUAAGCCGUGCAGGCCAGCUUACUCUAUGGUCUUAACCCCUUCAUGUGUUAAUUAGACUUAAGCAAGUUGGUUAUAUGAGGCUAGUUAUCCCACAGCAUUUCAGCCAGUAGGACUGAGACUUGGCAGCAAACCAACAGCCAAGAGAAGGAGGAGUGAGAGAGAGGUAGAACCAGGCAAGCUGGCGCCCAUUUUGGUGGUCCACAGUCCACCCGCUGAGGGACGAGAUCCUAACAGGAGGCUCUUUUUCUUCUCUCCUCUGCAGCCUGAGCCCAAACGGGUGAAGCGGUCCUGGCUGAAGAAGAAGUUUAAGAAGAUCAAGAAGGGUGUCAAGAAGGGUUUCCGCAAAAUCUUCAAGGGCAAGGGAAUCAUGGUGGGAGGGACCGUCCGCUAUUGAGAUGGAGAAAUCCCGAGGAACGUGUAAAAAGCUCCUCUCUUGUCGCUUUCGCACACACUUUAUCCCAUUCCGACCUGUUCACCCUUCCUCAGAUUUUCCUUUUGCCCACCACCCUGUUGCCUUGGUAACGCUUGCCAGCCAUCACCAACCUGGUGCCCACCUGAACUUCCACCAGCCCCAGCCAUGCCGGAGGAGACACGCAGCGGCGAUGGCUGGUCCGUUCGGGAAAAUGAGGCACUGCCCAUCCAACCCGAUUCUGUCCUCCGAUGGCCUCCACCUUUCCGCCUUCCUAGUUCCACCCAGUCCAAGGGGUCUCCCUGCCUGCCAUCCUCUUCCUCGGUGUUGCCUUUGCAGAACUCACCGGAAGGAUGGAGUUGUGAUAGGAAUUUUGAGGUCUUAGAUAUAUGGUAAUGUUCAUAACCGCACAUACAUAGAUCAGCACAGGAAGACCGACCCGAAGCCAUUUUUAUUCCUAAACUGACCAAAUGUUUUCUCUGCAUGGUCAAAGUGGAAAAGCCUCCCCAUUGUCUUUUCCUUCACAAAUCCUGUCUUAAGGGUAUGUCUGUGUUGGAAUAGGGUGUGAGCCUGUGACCUGGCCCAGGAGCUAAGUAUUUAUCAUUACAAAAGACUGGCCAGGCUACCCAGGAAAUCCAAUCAAGUAACCUGCCAGACAGGAGAUAAACAACAACAGGAGAAAAACAAUAUUCAAAUUUCUGUUUUAGACCGCCUUUUCUGUGAUGUAGGUGUGAUGUAUAUGAGGGGUGGUCUUAGGUUACACCCCUUCUGUGAUGUAUGUAUGAUGUUUCUGGGGGUGGUCCUGAUCUACAGGGUGGCGAUUUCAAAAGUCUUUAUAAGGCCUUGCACACCAUUUUUCUGGGUUCCUCCUCCUCUCCUGCGUGCGAGGGGAGCACCCUGUUGCAACAGAUCAAUAAAGAUCAGGCUUACUAGCUGCUUUGCUUCUCAGUAUUCUCUGGUUGGCCUCUGUUAUUCUCUCCUACCAAUAGGGAACCCAUGUAAGGACUCUAUAUGGGCUCUUGGAUACCCCAUAAGGGAAAAGGGCAAUUUUUGUUUACAACAGAGUCAAAACUAGAAUUGGCUGCUCCAACCAUCCUUCGCUCUAGCUCCACCAGUCGUUUAGGAACACAGAAAGCUGACCUGUUUGGAUUGCACCCACUGGUCCAUCUGGUUCAGUGUUGCGUACACGGACUGGCAGCAGCGCUCCAGAAUCUCAGCCAGGGAGUGCCACUGGGAAUCAAAUCUGGGACCUUCAGCUGGGCUACAGCCCUUUCCCUCAACCAUUUAACCGGGUUCCUCUCCUGUUGUUCACCUCACUUUCCACCCAUCAGGGUCAGUGCGCACCAGUUCAGACAUGCUAGCAGAGGCUGAUGGGAGUUUUGAUAGCUCAAAACAGGUGGUUGGUGUAGACUGAUCGAACCUCUUCCUUCCUCUUCUCAAAAAAACCACUUUAUUUUGCAUGCAAAAAAUAAAAUAAAAACGCUUUGAGUAAUACUUGCAAUGUACGAAAAACGAUGGUGAAAAAGGAGUAUUUUUUUAAACAAUUCUAAACGAUGAUGUUGAUGCUUAAUGUCUGAAUUUAAAUUUGCAAUGUAAAACUCAAUAAAAAAAAUAUUUGACAUAAAAAAACCUCUU
Messenger RNA from Podarcis lilfordi (Lilford's wall lizard), 6845 nucleotides. The record is from the annotation of a GenBank genome assembly. Lineage: Eukaryota; Metazoa; Chordata; Lepidosauria; Squamata; Lacertidae.